AAUAAAGAAAGGAAAAGGACUCAAAGCACAUUAAGCAACCAUGCUCCGCGCAAUUGUCUUCUUGGUCGGACUGGCCUUUGUUUCUGCCCUGUCAAGCGAAUUCAUUUCAAAUUACACUGUCGCGUGCAAGAGAAGUUCGCCCGAUUUUAACAAGUGUAUGAAAAACGCCUUACAAAACAUAAUUAAUGAUUUAAGCAAAGAAGAUACACCGGAGGAGGACAAGUUGGAUCCUUGGGUCAUGCCCGAGAUCCCGUUGAGCUUCGGCACCGCCGCUGAAAGAAUGGGAAUCACCAUCGGCGGCGAAACUCUGACAGGACUCGCACACACUCAGAUCAAAGGAUUCAGGUCAAAUUUGAAGAAUAAAAACAAGCUAAGGGUAGAGAUUGACAUAUUCAACAGAAGGUUGAAUUUAGAGGGGAACUACACCGCUGUAAUUAUGGGACCUGACAGUCCUUCCAUGUCCGAAGGAGAUUUUAACGUCACUAUUACUGGAAUACGAGGUACAUUGGUCCUUAAAGGACAUGUUGUCGAAAGAGAUGGUCAGGAGUAUCUGAGCAUAGAUAGGGCUGCGCUGAAACCACAAGUCACAGAUUUACACAUAGACGUAACGAAUGCCAAUGACCCGUUCCCUGAGCUCACUGGUAUAGUCACAUCUCUCGUCAACCAAUAUUGGAGGUUGGUUUACGCUGAAGCAGUUCAAUUCAUCGAAGAAGGGCUUGAUGGUAUAAUCAGGUCUUAUGUUCAAGAAGCCUUCAACGACGUACCGUUUGACAAAAUCGUUCCGGCUUAACUUCUCCUAUUUGUUGUAAAUUGUGAUACAAAUUUUAAGUUUAAAGUUUACCUGCAGUACAAUUUAACGUGACCUCAAAAAUCUUUUGAAUCUGAAAAGGAGAAAAAAAACAAUAAAUUGAAAAAUUGUGUAUUUGAAGCUUGCUAAAACUUUCAGUUUUCUAGAUUAACUAGAUAAGCUAAUUUUUCAAAAUGUUACUAACAUAUGGAAAAAAAAUUAUUUUGAAAUAAAUUAACAAAAAUAAA
Molecule: messenger RNA, 1035 nt
Organism: Cimex lectularius (bed bug)
Lineage: Eukaryota; Metazoa; Arthropoda; Insecta; Hemiptera; Cimicidae
Product: circadian clock-controlled protein-like
Exons: 6
Coding region: 41-790 (249 amino acids)
Source: RefSeq, a predicted model, not a curated record